GAGCAGAGCUACGAAGCCAGGGAACCCAAGUUUAUCCCUAUUCCAUGCAUAUGGAUAUAAAGCAGGAAAAUUCAUCAUUAGUCUUGGAUGGUGAGGAGACCCAAGCAAGUACCAGCCACAAUCAGGCAUCUGAGGCCAUGGAUCUCAGCAGUGAGGAUUCUCAAGAUGGAAUCAGCUACUUGGAAGAAUCCACUUCUGGCAUCUGCAAGCCAAGAGCAGAGCUACUCAUCCAGGGAACCCCAAUUUAUCCCUGUUCUGUGCAUCUGGUGGAUAUAAAGCAGAAAAAUUCAUCGUUUGUUUUGGACGAUGAAGAGACUGAAGCAAGCACCAUCCACAAUGACGCAUCUGAGGUCAUAGAUCUCAGCAGUGAGGAUUCUGAUGAUGGAAACAACCACUCAGAAGAAUCCACCUCUGGCAUCUGCAAGCCAAGAGCAGAGCUACUCAUCCAGGGAACCCCAAUUUAUCCCUGUUCUGUGCAGCUGGUGGAUAUAAUGCAAGAAAAUCAUUUGUCAGAGACAAAUUCAUCAUUUGUCUCAGACAGUGAACUGAGCGAAGAAGCAAGUACCAGCUAUAAUGAGGGAUCUGAGGUCAUAGAUUUCAGCGGUGAGGAUACUGACGAUGGAAUCAGCUGCUCAGAAGAAUCCACCUCUGGCAUCUGCAAGCCAAGUCCGAGAAAUCCCAGACAACACAAUGUGGACUUUAGCAGUCCUGAGCUUCCGGUGACCUGUGGUACUGCUAAGGGGACUCUGUAUAAGAAGAAAUUUGAGCAAGGCACCGGUGAAAAGAGUAUUCUGAGUGAGACUGGAGAAUGGCUCACUCUCAGAGAGUUUGAAAUCAAAGGAAGGCGUGGAAAUUCCAAGAAAUGGAAGCAAAGCAUCCGUAGCUAUGGAAGGACCCUGAAAGAACUGAUAGAGGAUGGAUAUCUACCAUGCCUCCCAAGGAAAAGAAGAAAGAAGGAAAACCCAAAGUCUGAGGAGCAGUGCAGUCAGGAUCUGUCUCAGAACUGGAAGUUCAACAAUCUUGGAGUCACAGUAGGAAGCCAAUUUGAGACGACUUUUGAAAGAACUUUAUCAAUCAACAACACAGGGGAACAACCUCAAUCUCGUAGCAACCACAUUGUUUUGUUAACAUAGUCCUUUCUAUUCUCUCCACUACUCAUCCCUCCAGCAGUCAACAGCACAAUGCUCAGAGACCCCACUGUCCACUCAGCCCUUCUACGUAAACACCCUGCCACGCUUGUUUUUGACUUUCUAUAUUGUCCUUUCUACUCAACUAGACUCCUAAUUAAAACUUAACACUUGCAGUUUACAUCACAGUAGUGAACUGUCAGGUGCUGAGGGAGCCCACGGAGAACAUGACUUGGUAGGCAGGAUUGUACCCUCCCCCAUUUAAAAGCCAAGUAUGUUUGUCUCCAAAUGUCCUCCAAGACAUCUUUUUUAAGAAUACCCUGGCCCCUCUAACCCAGUGGCUGGACAGAGAAACCAGUAAAACAGGCCAAGAGUGGAGACACUGGCCUUGGGAACAGCUAGAAGGUGAACCAUUUCUAACAGAUAUCACUCCUGUUUACCCUGACUGCUCAGCUUCCACAGUUUCUGCUGGCUGCUGUGAGCAUCCAAUUUGAUGAUGUUAUCUCUCUCUUGCUGUUUAUUCUUGAACCUGGAAGCCUCACCAAAGACUAAAUCUGCUCUGCCCUGGAUUUCCGAGAGCUCUGGCACCCCUCUCCCUCCGCCUCUCCAAGACUUCCCCACUCAAUGCCCCCUGAAUAUUUCAAGCACACAAUUAACAAUGUUUUGUUUUUUAUAUUUACUCUUUUACUUUGGCUUGUUACAUACUUAAUAAACACACUCAUUCAAAACUGAAA
Molecule: messenger RNA, 1861 nt
Organism: Cricetulus griseus (Chinese hamster)
Lineage: Eukaryota; Metazoa; Chordata; Mammalia; Rodentia; Cricetidae
Source: RefSeq, a predicted model, not a curated record